Marmota flaviventris (yellow-bellied marmot) is the source of this 876-nucleotide messenger RNA. The record is from RefSeq and is a predicted model, not a curated record. Lineage: Eukaryota; Metazoa; Chordata; Mammalia; Rodentia; Sciuridae.
UGGAGUAUGCAGGUCUUACUCUUCAUGAUAUUUUUGUUGCUUUACGUGAUCAUUGUAUCUGGAAAUAUUGUCAUUGUGACCUUAAUCAUCACUGACCCUCAUCUCCAUUCCCCCAUGUAUUUCUUUUGGGGCAAUCUGUCUUGUGAUAUGUGGCUUUUCUCAGUCACCACUCCUAAGAUGAUCAAAGACUUUCUCAGGGAGAGCAAAACCAUUUCCUUUGCAGAUUGCAUGUGCCAAAUCUUAUUUGCCCAUUUCAUUGCAGCAAGUGAGAUGGUGCUUCUAAUGUCCAUGGCCUAUGACCGCUAUGUGGCCAUCUGCAAACCACUUCAUUACUCCACCAUUAUGAGCCUGCAAAGGUGCACUGGGCUGGUGGUUUCUUCCUGGACUACUGGCUUUGUGCAUGCCAUGAGUCACCUGGCUGUGAUAGUGCAGUUGCCUUUCUGUGGCCCCAGGGAAAUAGACAGCUUCUUCUGUGAUAUGCCUCUGGUGAUCAAGUUGGCCUGCAUGGAUUCUUAUAAUUUAGACAUUUUAAUGAAUGUUGACUGUGGGUUUGUGGCUGUAACCUGCUUUAUCCUCUUGCUGAUAUCCUACACAUAUAUUAUUCUCAGUGUUUGCCAGAGAUCUAAAACUGGUGCAUCUAAAGCCCUGUCCACCUGCAGUGCCCACAUCACAGUUGUGGUGAUCUUUUUUGUGCCCUGUAUCUUCAUUUAUGUGUGGCCACUCAAUAUCACCUGGUUGGACAAAUUUCUUGCUGUGUUUUAUUCUGUUUUUACACCACUCCUCAAUCCAGCCAUUUAUACAUUAAGAAAUAAAGAGAUAAAAAAGGCUUUGAAAAGACUCAGGAGUUAUUAUGUAGGUUCCCAGGAACAGGCUUAA